Camellia sinensis is the source of this 570-nucleotide messenger RNA. The record is from RefSeq and is a predicted model, not a curated record. NCBI's taxonomy places the organism in Eukaryota, Viridiplantae, Streptophyta, Magnoliopsida, Ericales, Theaceae.
AUGAGGCGGUCAUUGUUUGUUAGUAUCUUACACGAUAUUCAACAAGUGAAUGAGUACUUCAUCCAAACCCGUGAUGCCACUGGUGCUCUUGGAUUAUCCGGUGUACAGAAGAUGACUGCAGCACUUUGGAUCCUUCAAUACGGCGUGCCUGCUAAUGCUGUAGACGAAUCAAUUGUUGCUACCUAUGAAGCCGUUUACUUAAGAUCUCCAAAUGAAGCAGAUGUCGCCAGAUUAUUGCAAAAGGGAGAGCAACGCGAGUUUCUUGGAAUGUUAGGGAGUUUGGAUUGUAUGCACUGGCGUUGGGAUAAAUGUCCAAGUGCCCAAGCCGGUGCUUACACUGGACACUAUCACAAACCAACAGUUGUACUCGAGGCAGUUGCAUCCUAUGACUUGUGGAUUUGGCAUUCUUUCUUUGGCAUGCCUGGCUCUCUAAAUGAUAUUACUGUUCUUGACAGGUCGCCUUUAUUUGCUGAAUUAACUAGAGGACGUGCCCCUGCUGCCAACUACACCAUCAAUAAUCACGCAUACACCAUGGGGUAUUAUCUUGCUGAUGGUAUCUAUCCUCGUUAG